Molecule: messenger RNA, 1845 nt
Organism: Beta vulgaris subsp. vulgaris (sugar beet)
Lineage: Eukaryota; Viridiplantae; Streptophyta; Magnoliopsida; Caryophyllales; Amaranthaceae
Exons: 5
Coding region: 1-1845 (614 amino acids)
Molecular function (GO): RNA-DNA hybrid ribonuclease activity; nucleic acid binding
Source: RefSeq, a predicted model, not a curated record
AUGGCGAAAAAAAUUUCCUCUUUGAAACCACCAACCUUUGUUGGUAGAGAAGACCCAUUACUUCUCGAAAAUUGGAUAAGAGACUUCGAAAAGAUUUUCACGGCCACGGGUACGCCUGAGGCCCAGAAAGUAGAACAAGCGACCUUCUACUUGUAUGAGGACGCUGAUACUUGGUGGGAAAGUGUAGGACCAAUCGUUAAAGCUCAAGAGAACUUUAACUGGGAAGCGUUCAAGGUAGCAAUUAAGGCUCGAUUCUUGCCCGGGCACAUUCGUAGGCAGAAAUACAAUGAGUUUAGGUUCAAUCAGAGCUAUAACAUGAGCGUACAAGAGUACGCUCAGAAAUUUAAUGAGUAUGCUCGCUUUUGCCCAACUGUAGUUCCAGAUGAGGGAACUAAGGCUCAGAAGUUUGAAGACGAACUUAAGUUUGAUCUUCAGACUCGUAUGGGAGGUCACAAGUCGGUCAACUGUCCCAAGAAGCAAGCUCAAAAUGGACCGAAUGCGAACAAGGGUAGCAAUGACAACGUUGGAGGAGCAAACAUAAUUCAAAACUUCAAUAAUAACCGCCCCAGUAGAGGAAAUGCUGCCCAAAAUGGAAAUCACAACAACUGCCCUUUUGGAAGUGGAAGUGGAAACUUCGGAAAGAAUGGCAGUGGAGGCUACACCAGUGGACGAAUCAAUGUCAUGAGCCGAGUUGAAGUUGACACCGAUGCUAACGUUGUGACUGUUAUAGCUGGUACUAAAUUACCGGCUGAUCUUAUCCUUUUUUAUCUAAAAGACUUUGACGUUAUCUUCGGAAUGGAUUGGUUAGCCAAGUAUAAAGCCAAAAUCGAGUGUCAUAACCAGAAAAUAUCUCUUAAAGAACCAAAUGGAAAUAGGAUAUCUUAUAAAGGCAUAAUCUUCCAGCCUGAUGUCAAAAUAAUCUCUGCCCUGAACCUUCAAACCUAUCUUAGAAAAGGCUACCCUGUCUACCUAUGCCAAGUAAGGGAUGUAAGCGUGCAAAACGAGGAGUUGGCUCAAAUUCCGGUAGUAAAGGAGUUUCCGGAGGUAUUUCCUGAAGAGUUACCUAAAAUGUCGCCUGUUAGGGAAGUGAACUUCACGAUCGACUUAACCCCGAGAACCGGACCUAUCUCUAAGGCUCUGUAUCGAAUGGCACCUGCAGAAAUGCAAGAAUUGAAGGUGCAGUUGGAGGAACUGUUGGGAAAAGGGGAGUUGAAUAAUGCCACGGUGAAGAAUAAAUAUCCGCUCCCGAGAAUCGAGGACUUGUUCGAUCAACUUCAAGGUGCAGCAGUAUUUUCGAGGAUUGGUUUGAGAUCGGGUUAUCACCAAUUGCGAAUUGCUAAAGAGGACAUCCCGAAAACAGCAUUUCGUACGAGAUAUGGCCAUUAUGAGUUCACAGUCAUGCCUUUUGGACUCACUAAUGCCCCAGCAGCUUUCAUGGAUCUCAUAAAUAGGACCUUCCAGCCAUACCUGGAUCAGUUCGUGAUAAUAUUCAUUGACGAUAUAUUGGUGUACUCGAGGAAUAAAGAAGAUCAUGAGGAUCAACUGAGGAAAGUAUUGGAGAUUCUUCGAGAAAAACAAUUGUACGCCAAGUUCUCAAAGUGUGAAUUUUGGUUGGAAAAAUGUAGUAAAGCUUCGUGUGGUUUUGUUAUUCGUGAUGAAAUGGGGGAGGUCAUUUUAGCUGGUGCUAAGGCUCUUGGUAGCUCCCCCUCUAUUCUUCAAGCUGAGGCUUGGGGUCUCAGAGAAGGAAUAAGGGUUGCAUUAGGCAAAGGCGUUUCCGAGGUCAUUAUAGAAGGUGAUAACUUGGCGGUUAUUAAUUCUCUCAGGAAGUCUUGGCGUAUCCCUUGA